AUGCCAGAUGAUUCUGUUCCCCUUUUCCUCCCAUCAGGGAGCUGUUCAGAACUUCCUCCAGUGGACAAUAGUGUAGUUGUUGAUAAGGAAACAGAAGGACAGAUUCAGGGAAUUUACCUGUGUAAAGGCUACCACUUGGUGGGAAAGCAGUCUUUGGUCUUUGAUCCCUCAAAGGAAUGGAAUGCUUCCCUCCCAGAGUGCCAGUAGGGCCACUGUCCUGACCCUGUACUGGAAAAUGGCAAGAUCAGUUCUUCUGGGCCUGUGAAUCUAAGUGACAAAAUCAUGUUUGAGUGCAGUGACAGUUACAUUCUCAAGGGAAGCAGUUUGAGCCAGUGUCUAGAGGACCACAACUGGGCCCCUCGCUUUCCCAUCUGCCAAAGCAGAGACUGUGAACCUCCUGGGUCUCCUGUCUAUGGCUAUUUUGAAGGAGAAACAUUCACUUCAGGAUCUGUUGUUACUUAUUACUGUGAAGAUGGGUACAGCCUAGUGGGCACACAGACACUGCAGUGCAUUGAUGGGGAGUGGAACAGUUCCUAUCCUACCUGUGAGUCCAUUCAAGAAACCCCCAAACCUGCUGAAGAGACUGCACUUGAGAAAGCAAUUUUUGCCUUUCAGGAGAGUAAGGACCUUUGCAGUGCUACAGAGAAAGUUGUGAGAAGACUAAAGGAAGGUCGGCUAAUGAUGGAAGAACUUACAUAGUCCCUGGAGAUGAAGAAAACUAAGUUGAAGGCUGAUAUGUUACUGAAAGAUAGAAUGGUCACUGACAUACACCUAUGAAUAAACUGCUUC
Mus caroli (Ryukyu mouse) is the source of this 789-nucleotide messenger RNA. NCBI's taxonomy places the organism in Eukaryota, Metazoa, Chordata, Mammalia, Rodentia, Muridae. The record is from RefSeq and is a predicted model, not a curated record.